Ziziphus jujuba (common jujube) is the source of this 2263-nucleotide messenger RNA. RefSeq names its product probable zinc metallopeptidase EGY3, chloroplastic. The coding region runs from base 185 to 1948 and encodes 587 amino acids. The transcript is spliced from 6 exons. NCBI's taxonomy places the organism in Eukaryota, Viridiplantae, Streptophyta, Magnoliopsida, Rosales, Rhamnaceae. The record is from RefSeq and is a predicted model, not a curated record.
GUUUCUCGAAGUAGGCUCACCCCAAUUUUGUCACCACCUUCAACGUCCAUUCCAUCUGGCAUGCUUCUCCAACUUUCUAGACUAUCUCUCACUAUGUCUCCAAAACUCCUUUUUCUUCGACGGUUUUUAAUGUUCCAUAGCGUAUGAUCACUCUCUUCUUGCAUUCCACUCUUCAACCUCUCCAAUGGCGACUCUCUCCAUUACUACGCAUUCUUCUGUAUAUUCAUGGUCUCCCAAGAACAUGAACAUGAACAAGAACAGUCCGCCUACUCUCGGCUCAUCAUUCAUCAGAAACCAGUUUAAAUCGAAACACUUCACUUUUUCUCGAAAUUCAAAACCCAUUGCAAGAAAAUCCCUCAGAGUUUUUAUUAAAGCUCAGCAAGAAAAUGAAACCACUUCUUCUUCUUCUUCUUCGGCCACUGUAGUUUCGGAAAAGCCGAACGACGAUAAUGAUGCCCCGAAGGGUGAAUUGUCUGCGGAAGAAGGUGAAACCGGUAAAGAAGGUGAGUAUGGGCCUGAUGAGGCAGAGAAACAACAAGAGAUUGAUUGGAAGACGGACGAGGAAUUCAAGAAGUUCAUGGGCAACCCUUCAAUUGAAGCGGCAAUAAAAUUGGAAAAGAAAAGGGCAGAUAGGAAACUCAAGGAGCUGGACAGGGAAAGUAGUGGGAACCCAGUUUUGGGUUUGUUUAAUAGAAUUGUGCGGGAUAACUUGACAAGAGAGAAAGAAAGGUUGGAAAAGGCUGAGGAGACCUUCAGGGCUCUUGAUCUUAACAAGUUGAGGAGUUGUUUUGGGUUUGAUACAUUUUUUGCUACUGAUGUUCGAAGAUUUGGAGAUGGAGGCAUUUUUAUUGGAAAUUUGAGGAAACCUAUCGAAGAGGUCAUUCCCAAAUUGGAGAAAAAGCUAUCUGAGGAGGCAGAGAGGGAUGUAGUUAUAUGGUUCAUGGAGGAAAAAACAAACGAUAUCACAAAACAGGUAUGUAUGGUGCAACCCAAAACUGAAAUGGAUCUCCAGUUCGAGUCAACCAAGCUAAGCACUCCCUGGGGCUAUGUUAGUGCUAUAGUUUUAUGUGUUGCAACUUUUGGGACAAUAGCUCUGAUGAGUGGUUUCUUCCUUAAACCUGAUGCAACAUGGGAUGAUUACCUUGCUAAUGUUGUGCCUCUAUUUGGUGGUUUUGUUUCCAUUUUGGGAGUUUCUGAGAUAGCCACAAGGUUAACGGCAGCUCGAUAUGGUGUAAAACUGAGCCCUUCUUUUCUAGUGCCAUCCAAUUGGACAGGGUGUUUGGGAGUGAUGAAUAACUAUGAAUCUCUGCUUCCUAAUAAGAAAGCUCUUUUUGAUAUUCCAGUGGCACGUACAGCUAGUGCAUAUUUGACAUCACUUGCUCUUGCAGUUGCUGCCUUUAUAGCUGAUGGCAGCUUUAAUGGCGGUGACAACGCAUUGUAUAUAAGGCCUCAAUUCUUUUACAACAAUCCCUUGCUUUCUUUUAUCCAAUUUGUUAUUGGACCCUAUACGGAUGACCUUGGAAAUGUAUUACCCUAUGCAGUUGAAGGUGUUGGAGUUCCUGUUGAUCCCCUUGCUUUUGCUGGACUUCUAGGAAUGGUGGUGACAUCUCUGAACCUGUUACCUUGUGGAAGACUUGAAGGAGGCCGCAUAGCGCAAGCUAUGUUCGGGAGAAACACUGCUACAUUACUUUCUUUUGCGACAUCUCUUUUGCUCGGCAUUGGUGGUCUGAGUGGAAGUGUCCUUUGUUUGGCAUGGGGGUUAUUUGCAACCUUCUUCCGCGGUGGUGAGGAAAUACCCGCAAAAGAUGAGAUCACUCCCUUGGGUGACAACCGGUAUGCUUGGGGUAUCGUCCUCGGCCUCAUCUGUUUCCUCACUCUCUUCCCUAAUGGUGGAGGAACGUUCUCCAGCCCGUUCUUCAGCGACCCAUUUUUUAGGGGCGAUAUGUAAAUGGUUUGUAUUAUAUAUAUGUUUGUUAUAUGUCACAGUAGGUUGGUGACUUGGAAUCUGCUUCUAACUGAUGAAAGAGACACCAAAAAUUGCAUAGAGGGUUAGAACAGCUAGGUUUGUAAUUUACAUAGUAUAUGUAAAUAGAGCUUUACCUUGCAUAGGUAGUAGUGGGAAAGAUCCUACAUAUAAUUGAGCUUUACGUUCCACAGGUAGUGGUGGGAAAGAUCUAUAUCUGUGUAAAUGUUCCACUGUAAUUGUCUAGAGAUUCAGAACUCUCCCAAUAUAAGAAAAUAAUGCAAUCUAUUUCGUGCAAUC